AUGGAUUGUAACCGAAUCACUUCCCAUCGUCCUGAGGACAAGCCAGGGGACAAAGACCACAUCGAGUUUGCCCCCCAGGGCUCUGAACAUGGCGUCGGCCAAGUCAUGGUUGUAGAUCUCGAGAAAGAAAGGACAGCUCAGGGCGAUGCUUACUUCCAUCGUCUUGGCUGGAAACGCCUCACGGUUGUUCUCAUGGUCACCUCUAUCGCCCUUGGUAGCCUCAGUCUUCCAGGCGCGUUCGCAACGCUGGGUAUGGUUGCGGGUGUCAUCGUCACCAUCGGCUUUGGUUUCAUCGCUAUCUACGCCAGCUACAUCAUCGGCCUCGUCAAGCUCAAAUUCCCAGAAAUUCAUCAUUACGCUGACGUUGGAAGACUUCUCUUAGGCAGCUUUGGUGAUAAGCUAUUUAGUGUCAUCUUCGUCGGCUUACUUAUUCUAGUAGUUGGGUCGCAUUGCUUUACGGGCACUAUUGCACUCGUCACCUUGACUGAGAGCAACGUAUGCUCCUUGGUCUUUGGAGUUGUCUCUGCUAUAAUCUUGUUGAUUCUAGCCAUUCCACCUUCUUUCUGCGAAGUUGCAAUCCUGGGCUACAUCGACUUUGCCUCAAUCAUCCUCGCGAUUGGCAUCACGGUUAUUGCCACGGGCAUCAAGUCAUCGUCAAAUGAGAUCACGAAUCCCUGGUCCGCAUGGCCCAAGGACGACCUCACCCUCGCUGAAGCGUUCGUCGCCAUUUCAGGUAUUGUUUUUGCAUAUGCAUUUGCUGCAGCACAGUUCUCGUUUAUGGACGAGAUGCACACGCCGGCGGAUUUCACCAAGUCUAUUACUUUCUUUGGAAUCAUUCAAUGCACCAUCUACACGCUCACUGGGGCUCUCAUUUACGCCUUCGUGGGACAAGACGUCCAGUCCCCGGCGUUGCUUUCAGCCGGCCCCAUGGUCGCCAAGAUAGCCUUUGGUAUCGCGCUUCCAGUCAUAUACAUCUCCGGCUCUAUCAAUACGACUGUUGCUUGCCGAUUCAUGCAUGGAAGAAUGUAUCAAGAUUCGAUCACGCGGUACAUCAACACCCGUAAGGGCUGGGCAACUUGGAUCAUCGUUGUCUCUUUUGUAACCUUCUUCUCAUGGAUCAUCGCCGAGGCUAUUCCCUUUUUUUCCGAGUUAUUGUCCCUUACCGGCUGCCUCUUUGUUGCAGGACUCUCGUUCUAUAUCCCUCCUAUCAUGUGGUUUUGCCUGCUUAAAGAAGGAAAGUGGUACGAAAGGCACAACCUCCGACCGGCCAUUGCGAAUUUGAUUGUAUUCAUCAUCGGCUUUACAGUUUUUGGUAUUGGUACCUAUGCCAGUGUUGUGGAAAUUAUGAAGAAGUUCGAAUCAGGUUCAAUCAGCCGACCAUUUUCGUGCAGUGUCGGUCAUUGA
This is a messenger RNA of Fusarium redolens, 1404 nucleotides long. RefSeq names its product transmembrane amino acid transporter protein-domain-containing protein. Gene Ontology annotation, cellular component: vacuolar membrane. Gene Ontology annotation, biological process: amino acid transmembrane transport. Bases 1 to 1404 code for a protein of 467 amino acids. NCBI's taxonomy places the organism in Eukaryota, Fungi, Ascomycota, Sordariomycetes, Hypocreales, Nectriaceae. The transcript has 3 exons. Gene Ontology annotation, molecular function: amino acid transmembrane transporter activity. The record is from RefSeq and is a predicted model, not a curated record.